Molecule: messenger RNA, 2682 nt
Organism: Botrytis deweyae
Lineage: Eukaryota; Fungi; Ascomycota; Leotiomycetes; Helotiales; Sclerotiniaceae
Exons: 2
Coding region: 456-2381 (641 amino acids)
Source: RefSeq, a predicted model, not a curated record
ACCCAGUUCUCCACAGGUAUUCAUCUCCAUCCUAACAUCAUUCACAAACCCAUCCAUACAAAUAAACCUCUCAAAUCCCUCACUCUUCGCUGUCCCACGAAUUUCCUCAGUUGAUCUGCCAUACUUACCUCCUUUUCCUUUCUUUCCACCUACCUACCUGCUUGACGUACCUGCUUGACGGAACGGACUCUCUCACGUCCUACAUUUCUCGUUCCCCAAAAAAUUCCCACUUAAAUCUCCCCCGCCAUCAGCUCUUCACCGCACUUUUUUGGCGGUAAAGAAGUAGCUUGCUUGCUUGAUUGCUCGCUCAGGGAAUCUACUUCUUAUUCUUUUCACAAGCCAAAAAUUCCAUUCACUUCUUUUCCAAAUCUUCUUUACGAUACCACAUUCCGAAAAAUAAGAAGCCGGUCUUCUCCUUUUCUCUCAAAAAAUAUACCCAUAUCAUACGUUCAAAAAUGGCUCCUCCUAUCACAGAAACCGUUACCAUUAUCAAUAAAUCGGGGAAAGUAGUCAGCACUGGAAAACAACUCGUAAACAUCUUCAAAGAUGCCAAAGCCGCAUAUCAAGAAAAGAAAGCACAAUUGAGAGAAGAACAUUAUCUUCGGGAAGAAGCACGAUCAUAUCGAGCACAGAGACGCCUCAACGAAGCUCGAUAUGAAAUUGAAGAGGCACGAGGAGGAGGGGGAGAUGAUGCACAAUCGAUAGCUUCGAGAAGAUCUCAUAGAUCUCAUCGUUCACAUCGUUCUCAUUCUUCUCGUCAGGAACCAAGAGAUUCGUCUCGUCCUCCUCUUACCAUCAAUAACUAUGAGGAAUUCCCAGAUACGCAAAGUUUGGCCAGUGGCCGCUCCCAUCGUUCUCAUCGUUCCCACACGAGAACCCGCCAGGAAUUUAAUUUCGAUGAUUUGGACGAGGAAGAAGAUAUGCAAAGUCUCGCAAGCAAACGUUCACAUCGAUCUCAUCGAUCGAAACGAAGUCGUUCGGUUCAUGGUUCCAAAGCUCCCACUCAAUAUGAGCCUGCGGAAACCCAUUACGAAGAUCCCGAAGAGGGAUUUUAUGAUGACCCUCCUCUAGCCAUGUAUCGCCAACCAUUCGCCGAGACGGAAUUGAGUCUCGCGCGGAGACAUACAGAGAUGGAAGCUGCUCCUCCCAUGCCAGGGCAUCUCGUAAGGAGAGAAACAGCUCCUGCUACGUAUACCAGCGGACAAUUAGUCCCACGUGCAACUUCCGUACCUGAUCUUCAUGAUGACUCAAUCGAUAUGGAUUUGGCAUAUGGAGAUGCCCAUCACUUUGAAUCUGACCCCGAGCCAGAAUAUGAAGAGCCAAUCGCCCCGCAACAACUCCCAGCAGAACUCGACGAAACAAUGAGUAAACUCGAUACUCUUCUCAUCGAAGCCCAAUGUCUUCACCACACCGCCACAGCUAUCAUGUCGAAUCUCCAAGCCAACCCCGAAGCCAUGGCCGCCGUAGCUCUCACCCUCGCCGAGCUUUCCUCCCUCCUCACCAAAAUGUCUCCCUCCAUCCUCCCCAUGCUCAAAGCCAGUUCCCCCGCCAUCUUCGCCCUCCUCGCAUCUCCUCAAUUUCUUAUCGCCGGAGGUGUCGCUCUAGGCGUCACAGUCGUCAUGUUCAACGGCUUCAAAAUCAUCAAGAAACUACAAGCCACUCCCGAAAAACCACUGGAAGCUCCCAUGGCCAUGCAAGCCCUCCCCGCUACCCCCAACUAUCCUGACACACCCGGAUUCAUGGAACCCAAAGACAUGCACCAUGAGUACGAAGAAGCGAUGCCCUACGAGGCCUACGAGGAAGAACUAAGCAGCAUCGAUAUCUGGCGUCGCGGUAUCGCCGAUGCAGAAAUAGAAAGUGUAGGCACAAGUGUAGAUGGUGAAUACAUUACCCCCACCGCAGCACGACAAAAGGAAAGUCGCCACGCAGAGCGAAUCCGUCAACGUGCCGCCGAGGAAAGAAUCGACGAGAGUGAAGAAGAAGAAGAAAAGAGAAGCAUCAUGAGUCGCUUGACGAGUAAAUCUCGUCGUUCCAAAACUCUUCCCAUUAGAGGUAGUCCUUCCGAGUACGAACCUUCCGUCAAGUCUAAAGAUGACGAUAUCGAAUCCAUCCGUACUUCUCGCACCAAGACUUCAAAAUCUACAAAGUCUUCUAAGAGUCAUCGAUCGAGUCGCUCGAAGAAAGAUGAGGAUAAUGCAUCGCUUGCUUCUGAGCGAACGGAACGUAUAGAGAAAGAAGAAAAGGAACCCAAGGAAAAGGAAAAGAAAAAGAAGACGCCUUUGAGUAUUUUCAGAAGCAAGACGGAGAAGAGUACGAGUUUCAAGGGAAAGGAAAAGGAGAGCAAGAAAAUGGGUCAUCAUCCGCUUUUACUUGAGCUUUGAGAUUUGAGCUGAGCUUAAGUUUGACUUCUUUUACGACUUGAUCCAGGUUUUGGUGUUCUGGGGGUAUUUCGUUCGAUGCGUAGCUCAUCUCAUCUACUCACUCCAAAUCAAACGCACCCCACAAUCCUCCCAAAUUGGACCUCACUUCUUUCUUUCCUCUUCUUUUCUUUCUCUUCUUUUAGCGGAUUUUCAACCAAUUAGUUGGUCGGUUAUUUAUUCUGGUUCGGUAGCUUUUGACGAGUAUUUCAACUCACCUCAACUCAACUCAUCAUUCCCUCACUUCUCUUCUUGUUCUCACUCC